Molecule: messenger RNA, 1490 nt
Organism: Fulmarus glacialis (Northern fulmar)
Lineage: Eukaryota; Metazoa; Chordata; Aves; Procellariiformes; Procellariidae
Gene: C9orf72
Product: chromosome unknown open reading frame, human C9orf72
Exons: 10
Coding region: 45-1490 (481 amino acids)
Biological process (GO): endocytosis; autophagy
Cellular component (GO): endosome; autophagosome
Molecular function (GO): guanyl-nucleotide exchange factor activity
Source: RefSeq, a predicted model, not a curated record
AGGUAAUGUAAGCAUUUCAUUUAUACACGAGAGGGGAAACAGGCAUGUCAGCUCUUUGUCCACCACCAUCUCCUGCAGUUGCUAAAACAGAGAUCUCUUUGAAUGGCGAGUCACCUUUAUUAGCUGCCACUUUUGCUUACUGGGACAAUAUUCUUGGCCCCCGAGUGCGGCAUAUCUGGGCCCCAAAGACCGAACAGGUACUUCUCAGUGAUGGUGAAAUAACUUUUCUUGCUAACCACACCCUCAAUGGAGAAAUACUUCGGAAUGCAGAAAGCGGUGCAAUAGAUGUGAAGUUCUUCGUCUUGGCAGAAAAAAGGGUAAUCAUCGUGUCAUUAAUCUUUGAUGGAAACUGGAAUGGAGACAGAAGCACAUAUGGACUAUCAAUUAUACUUCCACAAAGUGAACUUGGCUUCUACCUGCCGCUUCACAGAGUGUGCGUGGAUAGGUUAACACAUAUUAUAAGGAAAGGAAGAAUAUGGAUGCAUAAGGAGAGGCAAGAACAUUUCCAGAAGAUUGUCUUGGAAGGCACGGAGAGAAUGGAGGAUCAGGGCCAGAGCAUUAUUCCAAUGCUGACAGGAGAAGUCAUUCCUGUAAUGGAACUCCUUUCAUCUAUGAAAUCACACAGUGUUCCAGCAGAAAUAGAUAUAAGUGACACAGUGCUAAAUGAUGAUGACAUUGGGGAUAGUUGCCAUGAAGGCUUUCUUCUCAAUGCAAUUAGUUCACACCUGCAGACCUGUGGUUGUUCUGUAGUUGUAGGAAGCAGCGCAGAAAAAGUUAAUAAGAUUGUGAGAACAUUGUGUCUGUUUCUUACACCAUCAGAGCGGAAGUGUUCCAGACUCUGUAGAAAUGAGUCUUCUUUCAAAUACGAGUCAGGACUUUUUGUUCAAGGCUUACUCAAAGAUGCAACAGGAAGCUUUGUGUUGCCCUUCCGUCAAGUAAUGUAUGCCCCAUAUCCUACUACACAUAUAGAUGUAGAUGUCAAUACAGUGAAGCAGAUGCCCCCUUGUCAUGAACACAUCUAUAACCAACGACGAUAUAUGAGAUCCGAGCUGACAGCAUUUUGGAGAGCUAAUUCAGAUGAAGAGAUGUCUCAAGAUCAUAUUAUCCACACAGAUGAGAGUUUCACACCUGAUUUAAAUGUUUUUCAAGAUAUCCUGCAUCGAGAUACAUUAGUAAAAGCCUUCCUGGAUCAGAUCUUUCAUCUGAAGCCUGGCUUGUCUCUAAGGAGUACUUUCCUGGCACAAUUUCUGCUAGUCCUUCACAGAAAAGCCUUAACUUUAAUAAAAUACAUAGAGGAUGACACGCAAAAAGGAAAAAAACCUUUUAAGUCUCUUCGUAGCUUAAAGAUAGAUCUUGACUUAACAGCAGAGGGCGAUCUUAACAUAAUAAUGGCUUUGGCUGAGAAGAUUAAACCAGGUCUACAUUCCUUUAUCUUUGGGAGGCCGUUCUACACUAGCGUACAAGAACGUGAUAUGCUCAUGACGUUUUAA